UAAUAACAUGUAGUAAUGGAUGAACUCUGCAUCAGCAUCUCAUUUACUACCAAACCUCACCUCACCAUGUGGGUUGCUCCUCCACACUUCCUCCUCCUCCUCCUCCUCCUACUCACCACCACCACCACCUUCCCAACAACCCACUCACUCUCCUUCAACAUCACCAACUUCGACGACGACACCACCGCCAUCGCCUACGAAGGUGACGGAAAAUCCACCAACGGCUCCAUCGACCUCAACAAAGUCUCCUACUUCUUCCGCGUCGGAAGAGCCAUCUCCGCCCAACCCCUCCACCUCUACGACCCAACAACCAAAACACUCACCGACUUCACCACCCGCUUCACCUUCACCAUCUCCGCCAUCAACAAAACCUCCUACGGCGAUGGCUUCGCCUUCUACCUCGCCCCUCUCGGCUACCAAAUCCCACCCAACUCCGCCGGCGGCACCUUCGGCCUCUUCAACGCCACCACCAACAACAACCUCCCUCAAAACCAUGUCGUCGCCGUCGAGUUCGACACCUUCGUCGGCUCCACCGACCCCGCCGUCAAACACGUCGGCAUCGACGAUAACUCCCUCACCUCUGUCGCCUUCGCCGCCUUCGACAUUGAUAGAAACCUCGGGAAACCCUGUCACGUUCUCAUCACCUACGAUGCUUCCUCGAAGACCCUUUUCGUCGCUUGGUCGUUCAAGGGAAGAAUCGAGAACAACAACAACGAUUCGGGUUCUCCCAAUUCGUCUCUUACAUACAAAAUUGACCUAAUGCAGAUUCUCCCUGAGUUGGUGAAUGUAGGGUUUUCAGCUUCCACUGGGCUUUCCACUGAGCAGAAUGUGAUUCAAGCUUGGGAGUUCAGUUCAACUUUGAAUUCCACGAUUCUGGAUGGAAGCAAUGGGAAGAGCAAGAGCUCUCACUCUCGAAUUGUUGUGGUUGUUGCGGCGGCGGUUGGUUCGAUUUUUCUGGUGCUUUUGGGGGCUGUUGUUGGGUAUUUGGUUGUGUGGAAGAAGAGAAGAGGGGAAUUUGAUGGUGAGGGUGAUGAGGAUGGAGGUUUGAUUUCAGUGAAAUUUGAUUUGGAUAAAGGGACUAUACCAAGAAGAUUUGAUUAUAAGGAGCUGGUUGAAGCUACUAAUGGAUUUGCAGAUGAUAGAAUGCUUGGGAGAGGAGGGUAUGGACAGGUUUACAAAGGGGUUUUGAGCUAUUUAGGAAGGGUUGUUGCUGUCAAGAGGAUCUUUGCUGAUUUUGAAAAUUCGGAGACCGUGUUCAUUAAUGAGGUUCGGAUCAUAAGCCGGUUGAUACAUCGGAACCUAGUUCAAUUCAUAGGGUGGUGUCAUGAGGAAGGAGAGUUUUUGCUUGUUUUUGAGUACAUGAUGAAUGGAAGCCUUGACACUCAUUUGUUUGGGAACAAGAAGAAUUUGCCCUGGGAAGUGAGGUAUAAAGUGGCUCUAGGUGUGGCGCAAGCGCUUCGUUAUCUUCAUGAGGACGCGGAGCAGUGUGUUCUUCAUAGGGAUAUUAAGUCGGCGAAUGUGUUGUUGGACAAUGAUUUUAGCACUAAGCUUGGGGAUUUUGGGAUGGCGAAGUUGGUGGAUCCGAGGUUGAGGACUCAGAGGACCGGUGUGGUUGGGACUUAUGGGUAUUUAGCGCCGGAAUACAUUAAUGGAGGGAGGGCUAGUAAGGAAUCUGAUAUGUACAGUUUUGGGAUUGUGGCUAUGGAGAUUGCAAGUGGGAGGAGGAUUUUUCAGGAUGGGGACUUUCAUGUGCCUCUGUUGAAUUGGGUGUGGGGACUUUAUGUGGAAGGGAAUGUUUUGGAUGCUGCUGAUGGGAGAUUGAACAAGGAGUUUGAUGUGAAUCAAAUGACUAGCUUGCUCAUUGUGGGGCUGUGGUGUACUCAUCCAAAUGACAAGGAAAGGCCAAAGGCUGCAGAAGUGAUUAAGGUUCUUCAACUCGAAGCGCCGUUGCCGGAGAUUCCGCUCGACAUGCAUGAUCGUCUUCCUCAUUCAGGGUUGCGGCAGGGGCCGCGGCAGCCACCACCGCCCCCGCCCAAUUACUCUUCACAACCACCACCCAUCACCCACAGCCUUGUUAGUGUUGGCACCAACAGCCUUGUUAGUGUUGGCCGUUAAUUGAUUUGAGUUACACCAUUCUGAGCAGCUAUGUGCAUUUUUUUGUGUGGAAGAUGUGCUUCUUUAUGUUCAAUUGAAUUCAUUCAAUGCAACACCCGGCGGUUGGUUCAAAUUGUACAUAUUUGAUUGAGUUUGAAAAAAUGUCUCGAAUGCAAGCCCCAAUAGAAUAUGGAUGUCUGAGGCGAGAACAAGAUUGUCUCCGUAUAGGAUGUAUUUGUGUGUUAAAUAAAAAAAAUCAUUCUGUAUUUUUAUUCCUCUAUGUAACAAAUUAUUUGAUACCUUGAUAAAUGGUUGAGACAGGUCGUUUUCAUUUUUUCCUUC
Molecule: messenger RNA, 2436 nt
Organism: Lotus japonicus
Lineage: Eukaryota; Viridiplantae; Streptophyta; Magnoliopsida; Fabales; Fabaceae
Product: L-type lectin-domain containing receptor kinase IX.1-like
Exons: 1
Coding region: 16-2115 (699 amino acids)
Biological process (GO): protein phosphorylation
Cellular component (GO): plasma membrane
Molecular function (GO): carbohydrate binding; protein kinase activity; ATP binding
Source: RefSeq, a predicted model, not a curated record